Homarus americanus (American lobster) is the source of this 2055-nucleotide messenger RNA. RefSeq names its product RWD domain-containing protein 2A-like. Gene Ontology annotation, molecular function: protein binding. The transcript has 7 exons. The record is from RefSeq and is a predicted model, not a curated record. The coding region runs from base 265 to 1188 and encodes 307 amino acids. NCBI's taxonomy places the organism in Eukaryota, Metazoa, Arthropoda, Malacostraca, Decapoda, Nephropidae.
AUUAAUGCCUUAAUUUACAAAAUGAAAUAUAUAAAUUAAGUUUCUAGAGAAAUAUUUCUCGUUCAAAACAGUCACUUUCGAAUGGUCGUUUGUUUUGAUAGGUUCACGUGGACUUGUGUACGGUCGAGGUGGCACCAUCUGCUUCACACAUUCACCUAUAUUUUCCCUAAAAUAGGCGAGAACUCAUAAUAUAUACAAAUUUAUUAGGUUAAGAGAACUCGUGUGCGUUUUCUAGUUUAGUACCAGCAGAGUACUUGUAGAAAUAUGAGCAAGGAGACUGAAGGUCAGUCAGAUGUGACAUGCGAGUCACUUGACCAGUCAGAACUGGUGGCCAUGAUUGAGCUUCAGUUGUCUGAGAUGGACAUGUUACAGUCCAUGUUCCCUGACCCAAGAGAGUUAGAGGUGGAUGACCCAUCAGUGUUGUGUGACCUGAGGGACUUUGCUGAGGGUCGCACAUUGCUUCUGCCUCCUCGUCUUGACCUCGUCAUCAAUCUGGAUGUUGAAAAGGGCCGUCUCAGCAUGAGUGUCAACCUCCCUCACCACUAUCCAGCCGUACAGCCAAGUGUAUUUGUGCGUUCACAGACACUGAAUCGUGAUGCCCAACAUCGCCUCAACCAGGAGCUCUUAGGGUAUCUGAAGACCCUGCAACAAGGUGAUCUGUGUGUAGGUCCUGCUGUUACAUGGUUACAAGAAAAAGGUGAGACAUUCUUUGAUGAUUGUCCUGAGGAGGUGUCUAAGUCUGAUGAUAAUUUAGUGGAAAUCAAGGACACUAAAUUUGCCCGACUCUGGAUUUACUCACAUCAUAUAUACAGUAAGGUGAAACGGAAAGACAUCUUGGAUUUGUCUAAAGAGUUUGAUUUAACUGGAUUCUGUUUACCUGGAAAACCUGGAAUAAUCUGUGUUGAAGGUUUGUCACGGAACACAGAAGACUGGUGGCAUAAGGUUAGAUCAUGGAACUGGCAGAAGAUUCUUUGUAAAAAACAUGAAGAUAUGGAAAUUACUGCAGAACAAGAUUUAUCCAAAUUACGUCGAUUUUCUACAUUUGAAGAGCUCGGCUCAGAAAACAACAUUCGCGUAAAGAGCAGUGGAUUUCACGUGGACAUGGGGGAUGUCUUUAGAUAUUUAGAGAAUCACGAGUCAGGUUAUGUUUUUAAGGAAUACUUUGGCAUAAAUGGCCGGCCUACGUGACAUGCCAUGUUCAUGAGUAACCCCCAAAAAGUUAAUUAUAUUCGUUCUUAUUACCAUAGGGUCAGUGUUAAUCAAAUGCUUUACAGUAUUCUGUACUUCCAUUUCCAGUGAUAUGAGGUGGAUCAGUUGAUUAAGGUUUUAUGGUUUUGGAGAGAUUAGUAUUUAGAUUUUAUUACACUGAAAUAGUGUAUAACAAAACACAGAUGUGAAUAUGUAAAAUGUAACCUAAUCACACAUAUCAUCAACUUAAACUUAACCCUCUUGUGGUCUUUUGAUGCAGAUUGAGUCACUAAGAGCUCCCGUACUGGCCUGACCCCUCCCGCUCAACUGUAUCUCACACUAAGAGCACCCCUCCCAUAAGCAGAAAUGCUGGAACAGUGGACUGGCCCUAUCAGCCUCUUAAGUUCCUCCCACUAGCCUCAUGGGCUGGCAAAUGCAUCUCUAUGGGUGCAAUUUGGGUCUGGAUCACUACCCAAUGUUUACUAAAAUGGAAAAACCAUUUGUAACUGACGCAACCUGUGUCGAAAAAUCGCGAGGGGUUGAGAUCUAUCAUGGCCAGGAGUACCAGAGGGAUAAAUUGAGUUUUACUAGUUGAACAGUUGCAUAAGCUUUACUUAAAACACUCCUUAUCUUUCAACUCAAAGACACUAAAUUAAGAUAUCUUCAAAUGUGCUCUUGCUUUACUCAUAUCUUUUUUAAUAUAGGUAGUCCCCGACUUACAACUGCUUGGACUUACGUCCAUCAGUACUUAAGACCUGCUCUGACUUUACGACCGUCUGGACAUACGACCGCCACAGUUGUGACCAAUUUUUUUUUUUUUUAAAUGACGAGCGCAUUUUCUAUACCGAAACUUUUCCAGUUAAUGUA